Messenger RNA from Toxoplasma gondii ME49, 519 nucleotides. RefSeq lists its product as hypothetical. The transcript has a single exon. The record is from RefSeq and is a predicted model, not a curated record. Bases 1 to 519 code for a protein of 172 amino acids. NCBI's taxonomy places the organism in Eukaryota, Apicomplexa, Conoidasida, Eucoccidiorida, Sarcocystidae.
AUGUGGACUCAUGGGCUUCUGGAUUUUUGGAAUGGCAGUUUCUGCCCUUUGGCUCGUUUCUGCCGCCUCAUGCGAAGGCAACGCGGCGGACCACAGACGGCGACUUUUGCCAGUUCUUCGUCGUUCCGCUUCAAGAGCAACAAAUCGAGAGACUCCCCGAGUUCAAGUGCGUCAAAAAGCAAAGGCACAAAGCUUCAAUCGCAUUCUACAGAUUCGAUCCCCGACCUCAACCAGUCUCCCCGCCACCUGCAUAUGUCACUUACACCAACGCAUGUGUACAUACAUAUGCAUAUGCAUGCAGAGUCAGUGACGUCCGUAUACAUACACAUAUAUAUAUAUAUAUGCUAUAUGCAUAUGAAUGUUUUCCUGCGCCUCGACCUACUUGGAGGAUCACUUCCAAGCUGCGUCGUGUGUAUUGACCUCUCUGCGGAGGACGGAAGGCCUCCGAGAGAGCGACAGACGCAAAGAUGCACAUGCGAGAAAAAAAGGGAUGUCCAGCAGAUCCAACUUUUGUGGUAG